This is a messenger RNA of Aspergillus calidoustus, 1849 nucleotides long. The record is from the annotation of a GenBank genome assembly. NCBI's taxonomy places the organism in Eukaryota, Fungi, Ascomycota, Eurotiomycetes, Eurotiales, Aspergillaceae.
CUCGCAGCUUUCGACAGCUUGCCCCUCAAAUGUUCGAAGGCGCCAUUUGCUGCCCUGUUAUUUCGUAUAUUAUCACCAGUCUGACUUGAUGCUAACUGUAUUAUGUAGUCUAGCUGAUCGAAGAUCAUCCUUGUCUCGUUGACUAGAGAUAGGGCUUGUGAUUUGCUCUUAGCGUUAUGCCAAAAGAUGUAGUGCACAUAUUACGACUUGAGGUCUAACCAAGGUCAGGUCUGAAAUGAGCUGUCUUUCCAAGAAGAUCGAAAGCUUAUCUAGUUGUCUAUGAAGUCAAAUCAAAACACCAUAAUGGAUCUUUACUUCUUCAUUCACGUCACUAUUGUAACCUUAAUCUCCCUCCUUCGUACAUAUAUCAUGACCUCUUCUGUUCACUCUACGCCUCUUGUUUCCAAUGCACCCUUCAUUUUCCCGAAGCACCCGUCGGACCUCCACUCGCACGAAAAGUAAACAAGUGAUCCCUAACCUCGCCGCAAGAUUCAGCAUGGAAGGCGGAGCCACUCAUUUGCAUGAGUUCGACUCUCGAAAAUACGAACUCCAGGCCUUAUUGCACGAGCCAGACUUCAGGGAUGAUGUACCUAAUAUAAGGGCGGCGCUUGGAUAUUAUCGGGAAAACGCAAUACCCCAUGAUGAGAAAGGUUGUAUCAUGUUCUACAAUGGCAAAAGGAUUCAUGUACUGGAUAGCGCCUCCCUCCAAUAUUCCGGUAGGCUCUGGAUUGAGAAAUUCUCCUCUCGCCUUAAUCUCAAUCGGGUGACCAAAGAACUCGUGGCCUUGCGGAAAGUUGAAGUGUUGACUGUCAAGAUGGAACCAAGUCACCCCUGCAGCCAACGUGGUCCGCCUUCUCAUAGCUCACCAGAGCCCAUGGUGACACCGGACUCGGCGGCUACGGCUAAUGGCUCGGUGGUCUCAACCCCGACUAUACCAUCUCUCUUGUCAGAGCCUUCAUUAUCGGAGCGGGGAGAAGAGAUACACAGAUCUGACGCGAACACAAGUGCAAGCUCAGGAUUCGCGCCAGAAACCUCGAACGGUUGCCAACUCGGCCCAGCGAUGCUCGCCCGUCCAGAGGACACAGUCCCAGCAAUCUGCUUGGCGCUUCCGCCACAGAGCAAUGCAACUAGAUGGCCAGCGAGCCAGAGUUAUUUCGACUCCUUGAAUCGCUUGGAGGAGGAAUGGAAUGCUCACAAAAGGCCCCUACAUUACGACGUGAUGUCUGCCGACACCACUUAUUCAUUCUCUAUGUCGUUCACAGAGGCAGACGAACUGACCAAAAAAAUGGAACACUCGCUUCUGGAGCAGCAGGCCCCCGGACAAGCCCCAUCGAAAGAGCCCAAAUCAAAACUCACCGACCCCGCUGGUCGCCAUUUUCGCGUUUGCCGUGCCUGCAGGGGAGCCGGUGAUGUCCCUGACGAACCCGAGUGGUAUCUUGGCGGUAGGCAUGGUGCAGAAGGUGCUGCAUCCAUCCCCGGGACAGACUUCCCUGCAAAAAGGAAGAAUAUCACACCCAGCUGGUCUCGCACCGAGAUGGAAAUGUUGGGGCAUGACGCUGCUCAACGAGGAACCCGUGCCGUCCGGACAUUCCACCGACCGUCCCACAGCCGCGACUGGCCUGUAGACAAACUAGACGAUGUCAGCAACCCUGCUGUAGCUCGUGCUGAUGGUUUCGCUCCCAAUCCUCCUGUUAUGCCUGGACCCGAGGGUCCUCCUUCUCACCUAGAGUCUAAACCCUCUGAGCCACUCGAACUUGAUGCUAGUGCUUCUGAGAGAAUUUCACGCACACUGGAACGUCUCGAGGCGAAAUUGAUACUUCUAGAAUCCAGGCUCGAUGAUAUGGAUUAA